Molecule: messenger RNA, 2844 nt
Organism: Grus americana (Whooping crane)
Lineage: Eukaryota; Metazoa; Chordata; Aves; Gruiformes; Gruidae
Gene: TTI2
Product: TELO2 interacting protein 2
Exons: 7
Coding region: 326-1831 (501 amino acids)
Cellular component (GO): nucleoplasm; centrosome; cytosol
Source: RefSeq, a predicted model, not a curated record
CUGGGCCGCACGGCCGCGUCUUCCCCGCGUCCCGGUGAUCAUUACCCAUGCUAAUUUAUUCACACAUUGCCACACCCCUUCGCCACCGCAUUUACGGCAAGGAUGGGAUUUUGCGACAGCGGCGCGGUUUGCGGUGUCUGUUGCGGGCGACGGUAGCUCUCUGCUCUGAGGGGCUGGGGGUUUCCGGGGGUCUCUCUUCGCAGAGCGCCGCUGCCUGCGGUCAGUACAGGGGAGUGUGUUUAAAGGUGUGUGUCGGAGUGUUUAAAGGGGCUUUAGAGCGGGGAAGGUCACACUGCGGGGCGGAAAGUGGGGUGCGGGUCGGGCUAUGGAGCUCAGCAGCCUGGUGCGAGCCCUGAAGCUGGAGGGGCCGCGGGACGGGGAGCAGUCGCCCCCCGCUGUCCCGCCGGCCGGGCAAGUCCUCCUCCAGAUCGGGCUGCUCUUCUCUGAGGGGGCAGGCGGUGCCCCAAAGGCCGGCGUGGUGAGAGACCUGGGCGCGCUGGUGGAGGCUGCAGAGUGCCGGUGGCUUUUUGGAGGCCUGCGCCCUGCGACGCUGGGUGAGUUGGUGGCCGCGCUGAAUGGCUACGCAGCACCCCCAAAGCAGGAGCAAGAUGCUGCGGAUCUCCCCAGUAAGGACAGUGCAUACACGGCCACAGCUGAGAGAGCAGCAGAUGUUGGCUCAGUGUUUCUACACCUCCUUGCGAAGCUGGAAGCUGCCAAGACCCAGGAGUGUCUGGGUGUCCCCGUGGUGGGCCCGAUCCUGUGCCGUGUGAUGGGGCCCAUCUAUGUGUUUGCCGCAACACAUAUUGCAGCGAGGCCCUGGACAAAUACGAGGUCUCGGUCAGUGGCGCAGGAGCUGCUUGCAUUGCUGGUUCAGGCUGCAGGCUGUGGGUCGGUGGCUGAAUUCCUUCGGGGGAAGAACGAAGAUGAGGAAGGAAGAUUUGCAGCAGUGAUGGGGCUCCUGAAACAGGAGUUAACCAAAGACACUUGGAAGCGUAACCCGGCCACAAAGUUUGUGUUCUCCUGGACGCUGCCUCACGUCACCCGGCCCUGGCUUAGCCAUUACCUGGAGCGUGUCCUCCCGCCAUCGCUGCUCAUCUCAGAUGACUAUCGAGAGGAGAAUAAAGUCUUGGGCGUGCGCUGCCUGCAUCAUAUCGUUCUCAAUGUGCCAGCUGCUGAUCUGUGCCAGUUCAACAGGGCUCAGGUUGUGUACCAUGCCCUUUACAACCAUCUCUAUUCCCGUGAGGCCCCUCUCAUCCAGGCAGUACUGCUGUGCCUGCUGGACUUGCUGCCGAUCCUGGAGCGAGCACGGUGGCAGCAGCAGGAGCCCAGACCAACCGCCCCCUGCGAUGAGGUGCUGCAGCUGGUUCUGACCCACAUGGAGGCAGAGCAUCGCCUCGCGCUGCGGCGGGUGUAUGCCAGGACCCUUCCUGCCUUUGUGCAGAGACUCGGCAUCCUGAUAGCGCGGCACCUGAAGAGGCUGGAGCGAGUUAUCCUGGGCUAUCUGGAAGUCUGCGAUGGCCCUGAGGAAGAAGCCCGCCUGGGAAUACUGGAGACGCUGCAGUGCACCAUAGAGCACGCUUGGCCCAGAAUGCCAUGCAGACUCCCUGUGCUCCUCAGAGCCCUGCUGAAGAUGAUCUGGGACGUACACACUGACCAAGGUUCAACACCAGAGCCGGUAAAAACCGCCUUGCUCCAAGGGGCCACCGAGUGCCUCAUCCUGCUGGAUCGCUGCUCUGAAGGGCAAGUGAAGGUCCUGCUGGAAGGCGUGUACAGCAGCUGUGAGGAGAACCGCGUACGGGAAUGCAUCAGAAAAGUGCGAGAGAACACGUGAGGUGUGGCUGAGCAAUGCUCACCCUGCUUUUUGUACAGUAAAAUUUUUUUAUUUAUUUAAAGUUACUGUCUUUCUCAUCCCACCCGUUAGCCCCAAACAGGAUAUGCUUGUGUGCUCGCCUAGCCGCAUGCAGGCUCCUCCAGCUUCAGAACAAAGCAGCAGUGCCCCCCAGUCUAGGUUCUUUCCUGGAGCACAGGCCGGGCUGAGCCUUCUGUGGUUGUAGACAAGGCGUGGAGUCUUCCUCCUUCAAACUGCGCUUCAUGCAGGAGUUGUACAAACUUGCUGCAAUUGCCUGGGGUUGGGACAGAAACCCUUCUUUUCUUAAAGAAAAUUGUUAAAUGGAAUAUUGAAAAAGGAGUAAUUGUUGAGGGUCCUGCACAGAGUGGCGCAAGCUGGAAGGACUUCUAGUGACAGAUCUGGAGUCAUUCAGUACAAAAUGUGGGUUCAGGAAGGAGUCAGGUUGCUUUUGUUUUGGUGGUUGGUUCUGUUUCUUCUUCAUACUCUAUUUCAAUGUAGGGACGUUUUCUUCUGGCUGGUCCUUUCAGGGGAGCUUUCCCUUUAGACCUGGAGUGAGACGCUUUCUUCUCUACCUCCUCCUCCUCCUCUUCCUGCUCCUCUUCACUACUUGUCUCCAACUUAUCCAUGUCCUGAGAAAGAGAAAGAGUGACGUCAAAGCAUGCUGUGUAACUAAACCUCCUCUUUCUGCAAAAUUCUCUCAUGUAUCCGAUUCUGUUUCAUAAUUCCUGGCUCCCAGCUGUCUGGCCAGAGGAGUUAGACUACGCUGUAUCCACUACAGCCCGACUGUAUCGUUAUGUUCUGCAAAUCCAAUUUUUAUGGCUCUUACCCCAUCACCAGAGACACCAGGAGGACAGAGGUUACUUUCAAACAGCUUUGCCUGGCAGUUUAAAACUACCUGGUGCUUCACCUACCUCAAAGUCGCUGAGGUCACUGUCGUCUGCUUCCACAAACUCUCUUUUAUCCAUGUCCUGUAAGAAAUAAAAGUCAGAAGCUAG